Messenger RNA from Bufo bufo (common toad), 3895 nucleotides. It is a transcript of the gene VAV3, whose product is annotated as vav guanine nucleotide exchange factor 3. Gene Ontology annotation, cellular component: cytoplasm; plasma membrane. The transcript is spliced from 27 exons. Lineage: Eukaryota; Metazoa; Chordata; Amphibia; Anura; Bufonidae. Gene Ontology annotation, biological process: cell migration; intracellular signal transduction; regulation of GTPase activity. The coding region runs from base 139 to 2673 and encodes 844 amino acids. Gene Ontology annotation, molecular function: guanyl-nucleotide exchange factor activity; protein binding. The record is from RefSeq and is a predicted model, not a curated record.
GUGACCCUGCUGUGCGCCUGCUGCUGACCGCCCUCAGGAGGACCCCCAGUCCUGUAACUUGGAGCAGUCCCCUGGCAGUGCCCAGUGCCCCCCACUACUUUCUCAGCAUCCAGCACUUUUAUCAUUAGAACUGCACCAAUGGAGCCUUGGAGACAGUGCGCCCAGUGGUUGAUCAGGUGCAGGGUGCUGCCACCCAACCACAGGGUGACAUGGGACACGGCGCAGGUAUUCGACCUGGCACAGACCCUCCGGGAUGGGGUCCUUCUGUGCCAGCUGCUCAAGAACCUCCAGUCCAGCUGCGUUAACUUAAAGGACAUCAAUCUUCGCCCGCAGAUGUCCCAGUUUCUGUGUCUAAAAAAUAUCCGAACAUUUCUGUCUGUGUGCUGUGAAGCCUUCAGCAUGAAGAAAAAUGACCUGUUUGAAGCAUUUGACUUAUUUGAUGUACGAGAUUUUGCAAAGGUUAUAGAAACGUUAUCCAAACUGUCUCAUACGCCCAUCGCACUGUCGUGUGGAAUAAGGCCGUUUCCAACAGAGGAAAGUGUGCAAGAUGAAGACAUCUACAAAUCAUUGCCUGACUUAAUUGAUGAGUCCGGGAUGGAAGAAGAUAAUGAGUUGUAUUAUGACUGCGUGUACAGGGAGGAUGAAGCCGAUGAAGUGUAUGAAGAUCUCAUGAAGGCCGAGGCUGCACUGCCCAGUAGGACUGCAGAGAGUGACAUUCGGAGCUGUUGCCUCCUAGAAAUUAAGCAGACAGAAGAGAAAUAUUCAGAGACCUUGGAAUCGAUAGAAAAGUUUUUUAUGGAUCCUCUGAAGAAAUUUCUGCCUACAGCAGACUUGCAAAAAAUAUUUAUUAAUAUUCCUGAGCUAGUGAAAGUGCACAAGAGCCUAGUGCUGGAGGUCAGCGACUCAGUCACACAUAAAAACAGUCAAAACCUAUACCAGAUCUUCCUGAAAUACAAAGAGAGACUUCUCAUUUAUGGAGAAUACUGUAGUCAUGUGGAGUCGGCCAUAUCUAUCCUGGAUAGCAUCUCCAAAACCAGAGAAGAUGUCAGAUUAAAGCUAGAGGAAUGUUCAAAACGGGCUAAUAAUGGGAAAUUCACCCUGCGAGACCUGCUUGUUGUUCCCAUGCAGAGGGUUCUGAAGUAUCACUUGCUGCUCCAGGAAUUGGUUAAACACACUACUGAUGAACUAGAGAAAAACAACCUACGUCUGUCACUGGACGCUAUGAAGGAUUUAGCUCAAUAUGUGAAUGAGGUUAAAAGAGACACAGAGACUAUUCGGGAAAUCGAGCAAUAUCAAAAUUGCAUUGAGAACCUGAAUCAGCCCUUGGUGUUAUUCGGAAGACCGAAGGUGGAUGGUGAAAUCAAGUUUAGUACACUGGACAAGCGCACGCGGCAGGACAGAUAUAUAUUUCUGUUCGAUCUGGCUGUCAUUGUGUGCAAAAGAAGAGGGGACAAUUAUGAAAUGAAGGAAGUGAUAGAUCUGCAGAAAUACAAACUAACGAAUAAUCCAACUAACGACAAGGAGAAUAAAAAGUGGUCGUAUGGAUUCUAUCUUACACAUGUACAGGGGCAAAAUGGCUUUGAAAUCUAUUGCAAGACCAGAGAUUUAAAGAAGAAGUUGCUGGAACAAUUUACAAUGGCGUUGUCCAACAUUCACCCAGAAUAUGCCACCUCCAGUAAUCAUGAAUUUAAGAUGCAUACAUUUGAACGAGUUACAUCCUGCAAAGUUUGUCAGAUGCUGCUCAGGGGGACCUUCUUCCAGGGAUAUUUUUGUUCUAGGUGUGGGACAGGGGCUCACAAGGAGUGCCUGGGCAGAGUGGAUACCUGCGGACGUGGAGAGUCCGGUACUUUGAAGGCUUGGAGAGAAAAUGGUCCUUCGAGGUCAGUAAGACCUACAGAUUCAGGUUUACCAAAAUUGCAGGUUAUUAGAACUUACAAUGGUUAUCCAGCACCUCCAGUGAACAAUGGCCCUUCACUCACCAUACAGGUUGGGGACACCAUUGAGUUAAUAAGGGCUGAUCCUCACAGCCUGUUUUGGCAGGGAAAAAAUAUUGUCACUGGAGAGCUUGGCUUUUUUCCAAGUGAUGCGGUAAAACCAAGCCCCUGUGAGAUGCCAAAGCCAGUAGAUUACUCUGGUCAGCCAUGGUAUGCAGGGGCUAUGGGGAGAGUGGAGGCAGAGGUGGAGCUGAUGAAUAGAGAAAACAGUACCUACCUCAUCCGACACAGAACGAAGGAGAUCAGAGAGUAUGCAAUCAGUAUUAAGUACAACAAUGAAGUGAAGCACAUCAAGAUAUUAACGAGAGAUGGCUUUUUUCGCAUUGCAGAAAAUAGGAAAUUUAAAAGUUUAAUGGAACUUGUAGAAUAUUAUAAACUUCAAUCUCUCCGAGAAGGUUUCAGGAGUUUGGACACAACUCUUCUUUUCCCUUACAAAGCUCCAGAAUAUCAAGCUGCACAUGCAAAUAAUCGGUCAUCAGGAAUGUUCUUGAGUCCCAGAGUUCUAGGUAUUGCCGUUGCACGGUACGAUUUCUGUGCCAGAGACAUGAGGGAGCUGUCCCUAUUCAAAGGCGAUGUGGUAAAGAUCUAUUCCAAGUCUGGGACCAAUGGCUGGUGGAGAGGAGAAGUGAAUGGCAAGGUUGGCUGGUUUCCAUCCACAUAUGUAGAAGAAGAUGAAUGACAUUAAUUAUUUUCAUUGGAAAUUUUUCUCAAGGUUGCAAACUUCAGCUUAACCACCCCCAAAGCUUGGAGCAAUUGCACAAUUCUCCACUGUCUCAGUACUGAUCGUGUAACUAAUAGGCAUGCCCAGGAGGUGAGAAUCAUGUGCAUUCGGGAUGUUCCAUACCAUUGCAGGCUACGAAGGGUCGCAGAAUGAAAUAGACUUGGUGUACCAGUGUGUGAGAUCCAGAAAAGUCUACAACUGAGCCCAUAUCCUAAUAUGCAAGACAAAAGAUUAUACCUGUGCUAACUAGUAAGGUGUUUUCAAGACUCACACAUACAGUGCCUAUCAAUAUCGUCAACCCAACAGACUUUCUCAUGUUUUUUAUUUAUGGAGUUUAUGUGGGAUUUAAUUAGAUGAUUUAAAAUGAGAGUGAAAAAUAAAUGUUAACUAUUGUUGUUAAAUGCAAAUAUCAGAAUGUGUAACUGAUCACCCUUACAAUGCUCAUCAGAGACACCUUUGGGCACCAAAAACAUGGGGGAGAUGAUCAAACUGGUGUAAAGUAGAACUGGCUUAGUUGCCCAUAGCAACCAAUCAGAUUUCACCUUUCAUUUUCCAAAGGAGCUGUGAAAAAUGAAAUAAGGAAUCUGAUUGGUUGCUAUAGGCAACUAAGUCAGUUCUACUUUACACCAGUUUGAUAAAUCUCCCCCAUAGCCUUCAUUUAUCUCAACACAUUACGGCAUUACAGAGAUUACCCAUUUGUUCCCAAAAUUCUUCAAGCUCUCAUAGUUCAUGUGAGCUUUGAACAUCCACAGGUUCUCUGUGACGUGAACGUUGUCUUUAAAACAUCCCCUCUGUUCACAUAAGAACCUCUGCUGCAGAUUCCGUCACUUUCCCAGGAGAAAUAGAACUGUGUGCAACACAAUGGGGGCCAUUUAUCAAUAAUGUUGGAAUUUGUGCCCAAAUCAAAAGUGGUGAUUUGUUUCACCUCAUAUAGCAAAAGGCACAUGCCACUUUUAAAACUUGACUUUUUAAAAUAUAAAUUUGAUUAUCUGCCUAUUUCUCACGAUUUUUGACACUUUAACACCAAUAGAACUAAAAUCUGACUUUUUUUAACCGAAAUGCGCCGUUUCAGCCAACCCUGUCGGACCACACUUGUAACUUUUGAAACAUAUUUGUGACUUUUGAAGCAUAUUUGCGACAUUUCCAGUGGUAAAUUGCGACUUUGGUCUCAGAUUCCGGG